This is a messenger RNA of Rotaria sordida, 318 nucleotides long. Lineage: Eukaryota; Metazoa; Rotifera; Eurotatoria; Philodinida; Philodinidae. The record is from the annotation of a GenBank genome assembly.
AUGCUUGUCAUUGAUAAUUACGUAUUCAAGUUGAAUAAAACAACUACCACAACAAAAUACUAUCGAUGCGAGCAUCGAGAAUGUGAUGUAACAGUACAUACCGAUAUAAAUAAUGUUCUCUUAAAAACUGAAGGUAAUCAUUGUCAUGUAAUUGAACCAGAAAAAAAUAAAAUUCGUAUUUUCAAACAAGUCUUGAAAGAACGUGUUAUUAAUGAAAGUACCCCUAUACCAAAGAUUUAUGGAGAAGAAUUAGCAAAAAUGAUGUUGACACUAGCAACAAUUGCUAUUUUACCUUCUCAACGAGAAAUGAGUAUGUGA